Messenger RNA from Panicum hallii, 1098 nucleotides. RefSeq lists its product as uncharacterized. The record is from RefSeq and is a predicted model, not a curated record. Bases 1 to 1098 code for a protein of 365 amino acids. The transcript has a single exon. NCBI's taxonomy places the organism in Eukaryota, Viridiplantae, Streptophyta, Magnoliopsida, Poales, Poaceae.
AUGGUUUGCCGGCUCAACAAGUCUCUCUAUGGGCUGAAGCAGGCUCCUCGGGCUUGGUACUCUCGGUUCGCCACGUUCUUGCUGACAUUGGGGUUCACCGAGGCCAAGUCUAACACGUCUCUCUUCGUCUACCGCCGUGGGGAUGAGACGUCCUAUCUGCUGCUCUACGUUGAUGACAUUGUGCUCACAGCCCCUAGUCAGCAGUUGCUUCAGAGUGUCAUCUCCUCUCUGCAGCAGGAGUUUGCUAUGAAGGAUCUCGGUCAGCUCCACCACUUCUUGGGCAUCACUGUUGAGCCUCGCCCGUCUGGUAUUCUCAUGCACCAGUGGCAGUACGCACUCGAUAUCCUGGAGCGGGCUGGGAUGACUGAUUGCAAGCCCUGCUCCACUCCUGUCGACACUCAGGCGAAGCUAUCCGCUGAUCUAGAUGAUCCGGUGGCUGAUCCUACUGCCUACCGAAGUCUGGCUGGUGCUUUGCAGUACCUCACCUUCACCAGGCCGGACCUCACCUACGCUGUCCAGCAGGUCUGUCUCCAUAUGCAUGAUCCCCAGGAGUCGCACCUUGCUGCGCUGAAGCGUCUCCUCCGCUGCGUCCGUGGCACUGUGGACCUCGGCCUGGUACUUCACCGCUCGUCCUCUGUUGAGCUGGUGGUCUACACCGACGCUGACUGGGCUGGCUGCCCGGACACUCGUCGCUCCACUUCCGGCUACGCCGUCUUCCUGGGCGGCAACCUGGUCUCCUGGUCGUCCAAGCGGCAGCCGGUUGUCUCUCGCUCCAGUGUCGAGGCGGAGUACCGGGCUGUCGCUAACGGCGUAGCGGAGGCGUCCUGGCUACGACAGCUCUUGGCAGAGCUCCACAGCCCGCUCGCCAAGAGCACGCUCGUCUACUGCGACAACGUCAGCGCCGUGUAUCUCUCCACCAACCCCGUCCAGCAUCAGCGGACAAAGCACGUGGAGAUCGACCUACACUUCGUGCGCGACAGAGUCGCAAUCGGCGAUGUUCGGGUCCUCCAUGUCCCGACUACCUCCCAAUUUGCUGACAUCUUCACCAAGGGGCUGCCCUCCUCGACCUUCUCGGAGUUUCGUCCAGCCUCAACUUAG